GCUCUAAGCAGCAGUCUGUACAAGAGUGCAUCACCUUAUGGCUCUCUUAAUAACAUUGUGGAUGGGUUAAGCUCCCUCACCGAGCAUUUCUCUGACCUAUCCCUUUCUUCAGAAGCCAGAAAACCCAGCAAGAGGCCACCUCCUAACUACCUGUGCCACCUUUGCUUUAACAAGGGACACUACAUCAAAGACUGCCCACAGGCUCGUCCAAAAGGAGAAGGCCUGACUCCAUACCAGGGCAAGAAACGCUGUUUUGGUGAAUAUAAGUGCCCCAAAUGCAAGAGAAAAUGGAUGAGUGGAAACUCCUGGGCUAACAUGGGACAAGAAUGUAUCAAGUGCCACAUUAAUGUUUAUCCUCACAAACAGAGACCCCUGGAAAAGCCGGAUGGCCUGGAUGUUUCGGAUCAGAGCAAAGAACAUCCCCAGCAUCUGUGUGAGAAGUGCAAAGUUUUGGGCUACUACUGCCGCCGUGUGCAAUAAACCUUCAAGUGGCCUCUUCCCGUCCCCAUCAUCCUUAAAGAUCCUCUGGCAGCACGCGAUCAACAGCAACACAACGAAUCAAGAUAAAAGCUAAAAUAAUUGCCAAUAUUGCCUAUCUAAUAAUAUGCCUUACCAUUAAUAGAAUGUAACAUUUCUCCUGUGCAUACACAUGCAUGCCACAGGUAUUUACAGGACUGAUUUAUAUACAUACAUAUAUAUGUAAAUUCAUAUAUAUAUGUACACACACAUAUAUAAAGUGUUACUGAUAGUGUUCACAACAGAACCGUGGUUGCAGGUUCUGCUGAUUGUUUACACAGACCCUAUAUCAUGGCCAGGUGAAAUGAAGUACUAGUCAAUAGGCAAGGUAUAAUAUUCACAAGGAACAUAUGUUGUAUGUAUGGCCUUUGCAGAGGUUAAAUAACUGUGGGGCCACUAAUCACAAGCACUUGCCCACAACAUGAACAUUAUUCCUAUUAUAUGACAAGACAAAGGAAGAUGAAACAAGCCACAGCAUAAAAGGAGGAAAAUUAUUGUUUUCC
Molecule: messenger RNA, 1019 nt
Organism: Balearica regulorum gibbericeps (East African grey crowned-crane)
Lineage: Eukaryota; Metazoa; Chordata; Aves; Gruiformes; Gruidae
Source: RefSeq, a predicted model, not a curated record